GGAGGAUAGUUUUGGUUGUGAAAGAAAACAAGAGAAAGGAGUAGAAUUGAAAAGCAAAAUUGGAUCUGAGAGAAAGAGAGCGAGAGAUCGAGGAAGAAGCUACGCCGCCAUGUUAUCCGAUGACCAGAAUCCACAGGCUUCUCCUCACUUUCAUCCUUGUAUAUCAAUGGGGAGGUUGAUGGUGAUUGGAUUGUCGCUCCUCCUUUUAGUCGGUACAACUUUGUCAGCGAGAUCUGAUGAGGAAACGAGAGAGCGGUUUUACGGAAACGUAGUGAACUCGACGGCACCUGGAAACGGGGAAGGGAGUAUCGCCAAAAUGUUCGAUAGAGUUCUGGAGAAAGAGUUCUCAGAAAACGAUCAGCCUGAAGGAUCUGAUGGAGGAGCGAGCUUUAACAGCAGUGUUGCUGAUCAACAAGCUGAAAUAGAGACGGUUGCAAAAGUGACGCAUGAGAAGGGCAAACGAAAUGAUACUCUAGAAAACAACGCUACGAGACCAUUCCAACUUCAAGAUGUGUUUUCCCUUGAAAAUGAAGAUUCUGAUGAUAUGACUCUUAUUGACAAAAAGAACAAUGUUUUUGUCAUGUCAAACAAGAAAUCUAAGUAUCCUAUUCUUCAAGUUGACCUGAGAUUGAUAUCGGAUUUGGUGGUCAUUAUUGUUUUUGCUGCCAUUGGUGGCAUUCUCUUCUCCUGUCUUGGACAACCGGUCAUUGUUGGAUAUCUUCUGGCGGGGUCUAUCAUUGGCCCAGGGGGUCUGAAAUUCAUCAGUGAAAUGGUUCAGGUUGAAACCGUGGCCCAGUUUGGUGUUGUUUUCCUCCUUUUUGCUUUGGGCUUGGAAUUCUCAAUGACUAAGCUGAAAAUUGUUGGCCCAGUUGCUGUCCUUGGAGGACUUUUCCAAAUCGUAUUACUCAUGUUUUUGUGUGGUGUAACUGCAUUGUUAUGUGGAGCACGUUUGUCAGAGGGUAUUUUUGUUGGUGCUUUUCUAUCUAUGUCAUCUACUGCAGUGGUGGUAAAGUUUCUGGUGGAACGGAAUAGUACAAGUUCUCUUCAUGGUCAAGUCACGAUAGGAAUACUUAUAUUUCAGGACUGUGUUGUUGGUUUAUUAUUCGCACUGCUUCCGGUCUUGGGUGGUAACAGUGGUUUACUACAAGGAAUUAUAUCAAUGGGAAAGCUGCUCCUGAUAUUGUCCAUUUAUCUCACUGUUGCAUCUCUUCUAACGUGGUCAUUUGUGCCUCGCUUUCUGAAGCUAAUGAUUCAGUUAUCAUCUCAAACAAAUGAACUCUACCAAUUAGCUGCUGUGGCGUUCUGCUUACUAUCUGCAUGGUGCAGUGAUAAGCUGGGUCUUAGUCUUGAGUUGGGAUCAUUUGUGGCUGGUGUUAUGCUGUCCACAACUGAGUUUGCUCAACAUACACUAGAGCAGGUGGAACCAAUUCGUAAUUUGUUUGCCGCUCUCUUCCUGUCAAGUAUCGGUAUGCUCAUAAAUGUGCACUUUCUAUGGAACCACGUGGAUAUCCUUCUGGCAUCUGUGAUUCUAGUCAUAGUUGUUAAGACGGCAAUUGCAGCAAUAGUGGUCAAGGCUUUUCGGUACAACAUCAAGAUAUCUUUCCAUGUCGGGGUACUUCUUGCUCAGAUUGGCGAGUUUGCCUUUGUUCUGCUAAGCCGAGCAUCAAACCUACACGUUAUCGAGGGGAAAAUGUAUCUCCUCCUUUUGGGCACAACAGCUCUGAGUCUCGUGACGACUCCAUUGCUGUUCAAGUUGAUACCGAGUGCAAUGAACCUGGGUGUCAUCCUUCGAUGGUUCCCUUCGGACAAUAGCUCCCCGAACGAGAGUAUGCAGGAGAAAGCAUCGAUGAUAGAAGUACAUAACAGAACCAAGUGACCAUCUCCUUUGUACAUAUAGUCUGAAAGAUUACAAAACAGAUUUUUGAUCCGACGAAACUGGACCAGGCCGCCAAAUUUACAACAGUUGACCAGAUCAGUCUUACCAAGACUUGCCACUUGUUUUCUUGAUUAUUUUUGUGUGAUAAAAAUCGUAUAUAAUUAGUAUACACUACUAGCUAAGCCAUCGGUGUAGUCCAAGCGGCGGAACUUAUUAUUUGGUGUAACGAUAUUAACCCAGUAUUGUAUUGAAUCUCUGAUAAACAUUACAGGUAUUCACGUUUUUGUUAACUA
Molecule: messenger RNA, 2169 nt
Organism: Raphanus sativus (radish)
Lineage: Eukaryota; Viridiplantae; Streptophyta; Magnoliopsida; Brassicales; Brassicaceae
Product: K(+) efflux antiporter 5
Exons: 19
Coding region: 110-1876 (588 amino acids)
Biological process (GO): proton transmembrane transport; potassium ion transmembrane transport
Cellular component (GO): membrane
Molecular function (GO): potassium:proton antiporter activity
Source: RefSeq, a predicted model, not a curated record